Molecule: messenger RNA, 486 nt
Organism: Sporisorium graminicola
Lineage: Eukaryota; Fungi; Basidiomycota; Ustilaginomycetes; Ustilaginales; Ustilaginaceae
Exons: 2
Coding region: 1-486 (161 amino acids)
Biological process (GO): proton motive force-driven ATP synthesis
Molecular function (GO): proton transmembrane transporter activity
Source: RefSeq, a predicted model, not a curated record
AUGGUCUUCGCAAGGUCAUCAGCAGUCCGCGCCAUCGCCCGCCAGGGUCGCCAGUUCUCGUCGACUUCCACCAGCCGCGCCGCUGCUCCCGAAAAGGCUUCGUCCGCCAUCAACGACAUUUCUAAGAAGGCACAGGAGCUCGGUGGUCCCGUCAUCAAGCGUGUCGAGGGUCUCCUUGGAGGUUACUCGGAGCCCAUCAAGUACAACCUCUCGGUCGCCAGCUCGAUCGCCAAGCAGGUCUACGUCGCCGAAGCGCUCGCCCCUCCCACUUCGUUCCAGUCGAUCACCUCGGCAUACCGCCAGAUCUGGUCCAAGGCCACCGACGCUUCCUACUGGGCCCAGCUGCUCACCAAGGGCGACUGGAAGCGCGUCGGCAUCUACGCCGUUGAGGCUUACGGCAUCUUCACCAUUGGCGAGAUGAUCGGCCGCAGAUCGCUCGUUGGCUACAAGCUCGACACUUCCAAGCACGCACAUGCUGGCCACUAG